AUGCAGCUUUACAAUUCUAACCAGUUCAGUGCUGGACUUGUAACCCAUGUGGGCCCAUUUAAAUUGAUUGUGGAAAAUCCAGAAAAACCUGUUGCGUCUGGACUUCAAGUUACAGCCAUUGUAGAAUAUUAUCCUGAGAGUGAAGAUGAUCUUCAAGAUAGACUACGUCUUUUAAUAGAAGAUAACACAGUUGAUAUCCCCCUCAUUGGAUUAAUUCCUCGCUGUUAUCUGGAAAUUGAGUCAGAGAUUAAUUUUGGUACAGUGAUUGCAAACAAUAAAAUAAUUAGUAAAGAGCUUAGUAUUGCUAACCGUGGAUCAUCUUCAGGUACAUUUAAAAUAUCAUAUGAUGGAGUUGUUCUUAACAUAGAACCUAGCAGUGGAGUGGUAAAACCAAAAUCUGUAAAGAAAGUUAAAGUGGAUAUCUGCACAGAUUUACCCAGAAUCAUCAAGGAAGUGAUAAAAGUGAAGUUGAAAGGUCAUGGCUACACUGAAGUAUGGAUCAAAGCUGUUGUGGUUGAACAAGUUCUUAAAAUUCUGGGAGUGUCUUCUGGAAAUAAAUUGGAAUGCGUUAACUUUGGACCAGUUUACUUCGGGUCUUCAAAGACUGAACAAAUAUAUUUAUACAAUGAAAGUCCUGAGUGUAUGGACUGGGUAGCAGUACUGGAAGACAAUGCCAUUGGAGGAGAAAUGGGGACAGAUCUUCAGAGGAGUACAGAUGCUGUCUUACGGGACUUAAGCCUCAGGAAUAGAACAAGAGAUGCAGAUGUUUCCAACUUGAUCUUGUGCACUCCCAAUCAAGGAACGCUGCUACCCUAUCAGAAAUCUUUGCUUACAUUGUGCUUUAGUCCGAAAGAAUUUAAAAGUGGCUUGGGAGUGAAUGACUUAUCACUGAAGCAAUACUACGCACUGUUUCUGAGAUUUGAAGCUGCUGGGAAUGCAGAUGGCUAUCUGCAGGCCCUCAACGACGGUGCCGCAGCAAUCACAAUGAAUCAUCCUCAUCACAUAGAGUUAGCUUUGACAGGUUCUGGGCUUCCUGUCAUGUUAACUUUUAAUCCAGGACCAGUUAUUAAGUUUAUGGACUGUUUCAUGGGUGAACAAACUCAGGUUCUAUGCACACUCAGAAAUGAAUCUGAGUACCUUCCAGUAACAUUCAGCUUCCGCAAGACUGCUCAAUUUAAGAUUUCUCCUGACAAAGGAAAAAUUGAAAAAAGAUCUGCGAAGGAUGUGAUAUUUUCAUUUUCCCCACAUCAAAUAGGAACAUUUAAAGUGAAGCAAGUUGUUGAUGUCAUUGGUAGAGGACUAGAGAAAAAUAAUUUGCAAGUUUUGAAGACAAAGUCCCUUCACCAAAUAUAUUUGAGCUUUAUUGGUGUGUGCAAAUCUAAACGAAAAAACGUUCUAUUCAAAAUUAAUCCUGGUAUAACACCAAUGAUUUCCAAUGCAACUGGACGGUUUGUAGCUGAUGGCACAGGACAGUCCACUGAUACAGCACCUGUGGCAAUGCUUAAAUCAACCCAAACACAAAUUCACACUCAUCGGAUAAACAGGAGUUGGAAGAGUGAUGCAUUUAUAGCUUUUCCUAAUGACCGCGCAGCCAGCAUUAGGCCUAGUGAAUGGAAGAAAAAGUACAGGACUAUUUUCACAAAGACUGAGAGAUACAAUUACAUAGAUCCAGAGUUUUCUUAUAGUGUCUGUGAACGGCUGUCAAAAGAAGCACAUAAGAAAUACUAUGAAGACUAUAUUUCUAGUUUAAGACAACAUCGUUUACAGAAAGAGGCUGCCAGGCAGUUUUAUAUUUAUAACAAUUCUGUGAACAUAGGCCUUAAACCAGCUGAAGGACUUAUGUCACCAAAGAUCUCAAUCACAGAUUUUCACAAGGAGAAGCUGCAACUGAAAAUGCUUCCUUUAGAUGAAAAUUGCCUAUUAACUAGUGAAAAAUUGGCAGCAGUUGAUUCCAAAUCUUCAAUCAAAGAAAUUUGGAGUGGGCUUAGUGCUGUGCCAUCCUCUAGCCAAGAGAAGGAAGAUUGUAGUCUAACUUUGACAUCCAAGCAGCUUCACCAAAUACUCAUUGGUCCUUCUACUAUGGAUUUUGGUGAUGUCUGUGUGUGUUCUACAACAGCUAGAAAACUGUACAUCAUCAAUAACUUGUUAGUUCAUAUAUGGAUACAAAUUGAGAUGGAAAUUGAUGAGCUACAGCAGACAAGUCCUUUGUCUCAGGUGGUGCCUCCUCUUACAAAGACUCAUAUUCCAGUUGUAUUCAAGAAAGACACUCUUGGAAUGUUUAAAAGAUCUUUCACUUAUACAAUAAACAGCCAACACCUUGGACAUGUGCUGGUAGUUGCAAAAGCAGUGUCUGUGGAACUUGAGCUGUCUGCAAGGGAACUGAUUUUAAAUCCUGUUCCUGGCUACCUAGCAGAGACAGAAUUUAGAGCAACUGUCAGGGUAUACAAUCCCAGAAACCAUCCUGCUAAGUUUACUUGGAGAACUAUAAUUACAGAUGGAGGAACUGCAUUUUCAAUACAUCCAGACAAAGGCCUUCUGGAGGGCUACAGAGAUCUGGAGUGUGAAGUCGUUUGGCAUCCAGGGUUUGGCUCUCCAGAAGCAGGAGAAUUCUACUUGCGUGUGCAUAAAGGAAACACAAUUAAGCUGAAAUGUUUUGCAAAGCUUGGUAUUACUAAAGUUCAGUUUAUGGAACAGAAGAUACUCUUCAAUUAUAGUCCACUGGGCUUACCUACUUCUAAGAUAGCCAUCCUUCAAAACAUAGGAGACAAUCAUGCAUACUUCCAAGUUCUUGAUUCAAGCCCACUCCCUGGAAUGGUGAUUAUCCCUUCUGAAGGAGUGGUACCUGUGGGAGGCCAUGCUGAUCUCAAAAUCUGUUUCACUCCAAAUGCAAAGAUGAGUUUUGUUACAACAGUGGAGGUAGCAGUGCGAAAUUCAGGGAUACGAGUGCUUAGGAUUGCUGGAUUUGUAGAGAUCCCCAAAAUAAACAUUGAUGUGGAACUAUUUGACUUUGAUGGUGUUUUUGCCGGUUCUACAAAAUCAAUUCCAUUUUUGCUGCAGAACAAAGGACAAGCAUGUACCAGAGUGGAGUUUGAUUUUUCUAAGUAUAAGGAUUUUAAAUUGAAUGUUAAUGACCACUCAGUUCCUAAGGAAAAUAGCAUUUUAUUAACUGUAGUAUCGAUAAAGAACACUAUAGUAAUUGAACAGCACUCUAGAAAUGGAGGGUUUGGGGUUUCCACGUAUUUGGAGAAGAAUGAACUGAAAGAAAACUUAGUGUUUGAUAUUAUGAGCCAACUUCAGAAGAAGCAGCUGGGGACCACUUCUAUGGCACAUAAACCUGUUGCAUUAGCUGCAUUUACCUAA
Messenger RNA from Mesitornis unicolor (brown roatelo), 3360 nucleotides. Its product is annotated as chromosome unknown open reading frame, human CXorf22. NCBI's taxonomy places the organism in Eukaryota, Metazoa, Chordata, Aves, Mesitornithiformes, Mesitornithidae. The coding region runs from base 1 to 3360 and encodes 1119 amino acids. The record is from RefSeq and is a predicted model, not a curated record. The transcript is spliced from 22 exons.